UUGGCAAAUGGAGUGAAGUUCAUAGUUAAAACUAUGAGAACCACAACCAAAAAAUGAGAUAGGAUAAGCGUCUUUUUUUGAAUUUUUAGUUUCCACACAAAAAAAAAUAUUCCAACGAUUAGGUCAAUUUAUAGCCUCCACCUCCUCAUGUAUGACACUUUUUUUUCUUAUUAUCUCCUUAUUUUUCUUUUAAGGGAUUUAUCUCUUUGUUUUCCCCCUCAAAAAGAUUCAAUUCUGUUCACUUAUUUAUAUACAUUUCAUGCGGUUUUUUAUAUCCUUUGCACUACAUCAUAUCACCCUUAUUCUCCCACCUCCCAUUCUCUGAAGAAAACACAAAAAAUGGAACAAACCAAUCAACGCAUUGCAAAGAUCUCAGCUCAUCUUUACCCUUCAAAUUCCCAGAUGGAAGAGAGUUUUGGGGUGAGAAGAGCAAACUGCAGAGCCAAAGGUGGGGCUCCAGGCUUCAAAGUUGCCAUUCUGGGUGCUGCUGGAGGGAUUGGCCAGCCUCUAGCAAUGCUUAUGAAAAUAAACCCAUUGGUUUCAGUUCUUCAUCUCUACGAUGUUGUUAAUUCUCCUGGUGUCACUGCUGAUAUCAGUCACAUGGAUACUGGUGCUGUGGUGAGAGGUUUUCUGGGGCAGGCACAGCUUGAGAAUGCUCUGACAGGAAUGGACCUUGUGAUCAUACCUGCUGGUGUGCCAAGGAAGCCUGGGAUGACAAGGGAUGAUCUUUUCAACAUCAAUGCUGGGAUUGUUAGAACUCUUUGUGAAGGAAUUGCAAAGAGCUGCCCCGGAGCUGUUGUCAACUUGAUCAGUAAUCCAGUCAAUUCCACCGUGCCAAUUGCGGCCGAGGUUUUGAAGAAAGCCGGAACUUAUGAUCCAAAGAGACUCUUGGGAGUGACGAUGCUCGAUGUCGUCAGAGCAAAUACUUUUGUUGCAGAAGUUCUGGGACUUGAUCCAAGGGAUGUUGAUGUGCCAGUUGUUGGUGGUCAUGCAGGAGUGACAAUCUUGCCUCUUCUGUCACAGGUCAAGCCUCCCUCCGCCUUUACCCCCGACGAAGUAGAAUACCUGACAAACCGCAUUCAGAACGGUGGAACAGAAGUUGUUGAGGCAAAAGCUGGGGCUGGCUCUGCAACACUGUCAAUGGCAUACGCAGCUGUUAAAUUUGCAGAUGCAUGUCUUCGAGGAUUGAGAGGAGAUGCCGGUGUUGUGGAAUGCGCUUUUGUGGCUUCCGAGGUGACGGAGCUUCCUUUCUUUGCAUCCAAGGUUCGGCUCGGCCGUAAUGGAGCUGAGGAAGUCUUUCAACUUGGGCCUCUAAAUGAAUACGAGAGGGUUGGACUGGAGAAAGCGAAAAAGGAGUUAGCAGCAAGUAUUCAAAAGGGAAUAUCAUUCGUCAGGAAAUAAAGGAAUAUGCAGAGAGAACGCUUGUUCUGUAAUUUUAUCUGAUAGUGAGUAGUUUCCUGUUGUAUUUAAGACCACAUGGAAGAAAAUGAACCUUUCAUAUGAUCAAAUGGCUUAUUUCAGCACCAGAUAAUCUACAUCAUCAAUGCAUCAUUGGGAUAA
This is a messenger RNA of Morus notabilis, 1560 nucleotides long. RefSeq names its product malate dehydrogenase, glyoxysomal. Lineage: Eukaryota; Viridiplantae; Streptophyta; Magnoliopsida; Rosales; Moraceae. The coding region runs from base 148 to 1401 and encodes 417 amino acids. The record is from RefSeq and is a predicted model, not a curated record. Gene Ontology annotation, molecular function: L-malate dehydrogenase (NAD+) activity. Gene Ontology annotation, biological process: tricarboxylic acid cycle; malate metabolic process. Gene Ontology annotation, cellular component: chloroplast; cytoplasm. The transcript is spliced from 9 exons.